Molecule: messenger RNA, 1132 nt
Organism: Triticum dicoccoides
Lineage: Eukaryota; Viridiplantae; Streptophyta; Magnoliopsida; Poales; Poaceae
Product: protein LURP-one-related 8-like
Exons: 1
Coding region: 1-834 (277 amino acids)
Source: RefSeq, a predicted model, not a curated record
AUGGCUUUGCCUUUUCUGCGAGGUGCACAGUUUCUCCGGCCGGUCCACCAUGGAGCGCGACCUGUAUAUAAGUACGGCCUACCAGACUCCAUUCUCAGAACCAACCAACAGGGCGACCCAGCUCAAUUAUCUCAUCCAGCCCGACUACUCAGCUACCGCCUCCCCAGUCUCCAGCUCCUCCAACCUUGCUCGAUCCUUGAUCGAUACCUCUACAUGGCGAAGGUUCACCCUAACAUGGUGCCCGCGCCGGGCGCCGUCGACCAGGCGCCGUGCGCGCCGGCCAGCUCCACUGAGGAGCCGACGACGCUGACGGUGUGGCGCAAGUCGCUGCUGUUCGACUGCAAGGGGUUCACGGUGUUCGACGCCAAGGGCAACCUGGCCUACCGCGUCGACAGCUACGCCUCCGAGAGCGGUGACGAGGUCGUCCUCAUGGACGCCGCUGGCCGCCCCGCCUUCACCGUCCGCCGCAAGCGGUUCACCCUGCAGGGCGAGCAGUGGCUCGUCUUCUCCGGCGAGGAGACGCGGAAGCCCGUGUACACAGUCAGGCGCAGCGGCCGCGGCAAGACGUCGGCCCACGUGACGGCGUGCGCGGGCGCCGGAGCCGGGCCGUCGUACGAGGUAGAAGGGUCGUACGCGCGGCGGAGCUGCGUGGUGUACGACGGCGAGCGGCGCGCGGUGGCGGAGAUCAGGCCCAAGGAGGUAGUCGGCACAGACGUUUUCCGGCUGGUCGUGCAGCCCGGAGUCGGCGUGUCGCUGGCCAUGGCCGUGGUGGUGGCGCUCGAGCAGAUGUUCGCCAGGCCGUCGCUGCUCAGGAGCUGGUCCACCAUAGAUUAGUGAAUUUAUUUGUUACAUCUCGAUUUAGUCAAGCUAGUCUUUUUUUACCCCUUGCACUACGUUUGGGGUUGGGUUGGAGGAUGAAUUGUGAUAGCGAGAGUCAUUCGCUCGAUGUGUGCGGGCAUGAGAGCAAGUCGAUCUGUUCGAUGAUGCCCCCCAAAUUAUGAGGUUUUUCUUGGCCCAUGGAAGCCUUGCCUCCUCCUACUGCGUUUCUGUCGGUGUGUAUAUUCUUUGAAUUCUUGAAGAAGGGUGUAGAUGUAGAUAGUCAACAAGAAUAUGAAUAAUAAUAAACAGUUCU